CCCGGCAGGUCUUCUCUUAGUCCUCAAAGUUCCGAGGGCCCGUGCGCGUCGGUCUACGCUCGGUGCGGGGCUGGCGAGCAGGAUGGAGGGCUGCAUGGGGGAGGAAUCGUUCCAGAUGUGGGAGCUCAAUCGACGCCUGGAGGCCUACCUGGGCCGGGUCAAGGCGCUGGAGGAGCAGAAUGAGCUGCUCAGCGCGGAGCUCGCGGGUCUGCGCGCACAGUCCGCCGAGGCUUCUUGGCGAGCCCGUGCCGACGACGAGCUGGCGGCGCUGCGGGGCCUGGUGGACCAGCGCUGGCGGGAGAAGCACGCGGCCGAGGUGGCGCGCGACAACCUGGCGGAGGAGCUGGAGGGCGUGGCGGGCCGGUGCCAGCAGGUGCGGCUGACCCGGGAGCGGAUCGCCGAGGAGGCUGCCCGCCACCGGCGUGCGGUGGAGACCGAGAAAUGCGCCCAAGGCUGGCUGAGCAGCCAGGCUGCGGAGUUGGAGCGCGAGCUGGAGGCUCUGCGCGCCGCGCACGAGGAGGAGCGCGCCAGCCUCAACGCCCAGGCCUCUUGUGCCCCCCGCGGCCCCGCGCCGCCCCGCGGGCCCCCGGCCCCCGCACCCGAGGUGGAGGAGUUGGCCAGGCGGCUGGGGGAGGCGUGGCGCGGGGCCGUGCGCGGCUACCAGGAGCGCGUGGCGCACAUGGAGACGUCGCUGGGCCAGUCCCGCGAGCGGCUGGGUCAAGCGGUGCAGGGCGCCCGGGAGAGUCGCCUAGAGUUACAGCAGCUCCAGGCGGAGCGCGGCGGACUCCAGGAGCGCAGGGCGGCGUUGGAACAGAGGUUGGAGAGUCGCUGGCAGGAGCGGCUGCAGGCCACUGAAAAGUUUCAGCUGGCCGUGGAGGCUCUGGAACAGGAGAAGCAGGGCCUACAGAGCCAGAUUGCUCAGGUCUUGGAAGGUCGGCAGCAGCUGGCACACCUUAAGAUGUCCCUCAGCUUAGAGGUGGCUACAUACAGGACUCUGCUGGAGGCUGAGAACUCGCGGCUGCAGACACCUGGCAGUGGUUCCAAGACUUCCCUUGGCUUCCAGGACCCCAAGCUGGAGCUGCAUUUCUCUGGGACCCCAGAGGGUCGGCGUCUGGGACCUUUUCUCCCUGUCCUCAGCCCAACUCCUCUCCCUUCACCCUUGCCCAAUACCCUUGAGACACCUGUGCCAGGCUUUCUGAAGAGCCAGGAAUUCCUUCAGACCCAUACCCCUACUCCCACUCUAGCCAGCACCCCCAUCCCAACCACACCUAAAGCUCCCUGCCCUGCUACCAAUGCAGAGAUCAGAGCCCAGGAUGCCCCCCUUUCCCUGCUCCAGCCACAGGAUGUGAGGCAACAGGCUCCAGAGUCCCUAUGGGCUGAAGCCAAAGCAACUUUCCCUGACAGCAUCCUCCCUAGACCAGAGGAGCCUGGAGGCGAGCAGCAAGGGGUUAGUGCAGGCCAGUCCCCUGAGGAUCAGGCCUCCUCAGUCCAACUCCUCAGUUCUGACUACCCCAAAUUAGAGGCUAAUGAUGGAGAACCCAGUGAGACUAAAGGAUCUAGUAUAUUCCCAGAAGAUAAAGGGCAAGUCUGGGGGCUGGUAGAGAAAGACGUAGACAUAGAGUUCAAAGCAGUGAGUAGUUUACAGCAGGAAACACAGCAAGAGGAAGGAGAGUUGGACAUGAAGGAAAUUCAGGACUUCCACGGUCUUUUUGAAAAAGAAACUGCAAAGGUUCUGCAAGAGGAGAUUCAAGAGCCACCAGUGUGUUUGGAAAACCAGAGCCAUAAGACACUAGAGAAAGGGAAUCCUGAGUAUCUGAGGUCUUUAGAAGAAGAGAACUUAGAAGCAACAAAAAGUACAGAAAAAGAAAAUCAAGAGUUAUUAAAGUCUUUAGAAGGAAAGGAUGUGGAGGAAGAGAGACCUCUAGAUAAGGACAUACAAACAUUGGAAUCCUUAGAAAAGGAGAACCAAGAACUAAUGAUGUCUCCUGAACACAACAUAGAGAGACAUUUAUCUCUAGGAAAGGAUCAGGAAUUAGUAAGGGCUCUAGAAGAGGAGAACUUAGAGUUAUUGAGAGCUCUUGAAAAAGAGAGUCAGCAGUCACUGAGAUCUCAAGAAAGAGAGGACCAGGAGACGUGGAGUUCUGUAGUCAAAGAGAAUCAGGAGUUCCUGACACCUCCUGAAGAUGAGAAUCAAGAGAUCUUUAGACCUGUGGAGGAAGAGAAUCCGGAGCCACUGAAGUCACAAGAAGAAGAGGACCAGGAGAUUGUAAGAUCUCCAGAAAAAGAGAAUCAAGAGCCAUUGAGGUUACUAGAAGAGGACCAGAGACCUCUCAAAAAAAAUCAAGAGCCAUUGAGGUUUGUAGAGGACCAGGGAUCUCCAGUAAAAGAAAAUCAAGAGUCAUUGAGAUCUGUAGAAGAAGAGGACCAAAGAACUGUGAGUCCUCUAGAAAAAGAGAACCUGGAACCACUGAUGUCUCCAGAAGAAGACCAGAAGAUUAUGAGCCCUCUGGAAAAAAAGAACCAGGAGCCAUCAGAGUCUCCAGAAGAGGACCAGAAGAUUGUGAGCUCUCUAGAAAAAGAGAACCAGGAGUCAUUGAAAUCUUCAGAAGAAGAGGACCAGAGAAUUGGGAGCCCUUUUGAAAUAGAGAACCAGAAGCCACUGAGGUCUCCAGAAGAAGAGGACCAGAAGAUAGUGAGUUUUCUUGAAAAAGAGAACCAGGAGCCUCAAGAAGAAGAAGAGCAAGAAAUGCUGAGAUCUCUUGACCAAGAUACUCAACAGCCACUGAGUGCUCUAGGAGAAGACCAGAUGAUACUUAGACCACCAGAGAAGGAAAAUCCAGAGCCACUGAAAUCUCUUGGAAAAGAACAAGAGGUAGAUUGGUCUCUUGAAAAAGAGAAUCGAGAGUUAUUCACGUCAAUGGAAAAAGAGAGUAUAGAAGUUGUGAGAUCUUUUGAAACAGAGAACCUAGAACCACUGAAGACUGCCAGAGAUGAGGACCUGGAAAUAUUAAAAUCUCUAGAAACCCAAGAACCACUGGGGGCUGUAGAAGAAAUUGGUAAGGAGACAAUGAAAGCUCUAGAAAAGGACAUUCAAGAUACCCUGGGGUCUGUAGGUGAAAACCAAGAGACACUGAGACCCCCAGAAAAAGAAAAUAAAAAACCAGUCAGCUCUCUGGAAGAGCAGAACCUAGAGACUCUGACAUCUCUAGAAGUGGCAGAGAAGGAAAGUCAAAGGGAUCUGGGAGAGGAAGAGAUGGGCGAGAAGCAACAGUCACUCAGUUCUCUGGAAGAGGCGGGACAGGAGCUACCUCAGUCUACAAAUCAGCCCAGGUGGGAGGAUUUGGAGAUGGAGGACCAAGCCCUUGCUCAGGCACUCCCGGCUGAGAGGGCUGGAGUAGGAAAUGAGGAUGAGGUAGAACUGGAUCUGGGGGAACAGGAUGGGGAAAAGGAGGUUGCACAGCAGGGACAGCCACAGCUAAACAUCACAGGGGAGAGCUGGGAUUCUGGGAGUUUAGAACCCAAAGAGCAGAGGGUCCCAGCAGAGGGAGCCAAUGGAAUGGGAGGCAGUGAGGGCCUCCAAGGUCAACCAGAGCAUGUGGCGACUUCCCAGGGAAAACCAGAAGCAAUAGAGCCCCUAUUGGAAGCUGAAGAUGUGGCCAUAGAACAUGACCAAGUCCCCCUAGAGGUGACCUUGGAGUCAGAGACAGUCAGGGGUGAGUCUGUCAAAGUAGGAGCUGAGGUGGGACUGGAGCCAGAGAUCACUGAGGUUGGGCUGGAGGACCCAGAGCAACUGCCUAGAGAGGAGAUGAGUCAGCCACUUAUGGGAGAGGAAAGUUUGGAGACAGAGAGUGCUCAGGGCCUGGAAGGUCCUAGAAAGGACCUAGAGAAGGCAGAUGAUCUGGAGGUAGCAUCCACUGAUCUGCCCAGGACCAGCAGAGACCCCCUGGAGCCUUCCAAGGGUUUAGAGGAGACAGUGCCUGCAGACCCUUGGGUAGCAGAGCCAUUCCGGGCUGAGACCCCAGCCCAUGGCGGAAGUGAUGCUCCUCCACCCACGUCCCCAGGGACAGAAGAUGAGGGGGCACAACCAGUGCUGGGGCUCUCCCGUCCCGGGCCCUCAGAACACGGGCCACCUAGUCCAAUCCCAGAAGAUGUUCCAGGGUGCCAGCUCCAGACUGAGGGAUGCCAAGAGGCUACCUGGGGUAAAGAAGGUAGAGCUGAAGCCCUGGGAAAGGAGGAGGGUACCCUGGAGGAGUUUGGUCCUCGGGGGGUCCCUGAAGAAGGUCUCCAGGAAGAAGAGGAGGAGAGCAAAGAAGAGAGUGAGGCUGAUGAGCUCGGGGAAACCCUUCCAGACUCCACACCCCUAGGUCUCUACCUCAGCUCCCCUGUCUCCCCUGGAUGGAGCUUGGCUGGCGAGCAGAGGCCCUCCCCUCAAGGGGAGGCUGGGAAGGAAAGCUGGGACUCAGAUGUCCUAGCCUCCAAGGGUGUGGGAGCUCCACUCUCUGAAGAGGAGGAGGAGGAAGAGGAGGAAGAGGAAGAGGAGGAGGGUGGGGAAGAACCAGGCCCUGACUCUGACCUGUCAGAAGAAUUUGAGGACCUAGGGGCUGAGGUUUCUCAUCUUGCUGGGAUCCCCAGGUUGGUGGCAGAACCUCUGGGCCAGGCAUCCCAGCUGCUAGAUCAUGCAGACUGGCAUCAGGAUGGGGAGUCAGAUGGGUUUGCGGAUGAGGAAGAAAGUGGGGAGGAAGGAGAGGAAGAAGAAGAGGAGAGGACAGAGCCAGAGUCCCGAAGGUGGGGACAAGGUUCCUCUGUGGGCAGUCUCCAGGCCCUGGGUAGUUCUCCAAGAGGAGACUUCCUGGAGCCCGAGGCGGUGGGUGUCAGUGUCCCCUGGGAUGAUGGCUUGAGGGGCACUGUGGCCGAUGCUCAUGUGACCGCCUUGGAGACUGAGCCUUCUGGUUUAGAGGAGGAGUCUGACCCUGUUCCCAUGGAAAGGGAGGUCAAAGUAUCUGGUCCUUUGGAGACCCCUAGAGAGGUGGAGGUCAUGGGCCCUGGGGAAGGGGACAUUUUCAGUAAUGGUCAGGAACCCAACCUGGAGGAGUCAGAACAUGUGAAUGGAAUGGUGGUGAAUGGACUGGAACAGUCCAAGGAAGUAGGACCUGGGACACAGGGGACCCCAGAUGGGGACCAAGAGCUCUCCCUACAGGAAGGGGAAGCCCAGAAGACACCUUGGGUAGGGACUCCUGUACACCUGGCCCCAGGCAGGUUCCUGAAAUUCACGCCAAGGGAAGUAGAGGGAGAUUCCUGGUCUUCAGAAGAAGACUAGAGAAAGCUCCUGGGUCAGACAGGACAAGGUGGGGCACCCCCCACGCCCCUCCCUGCUCAAGGGCAGCACGCCUAACUUAGGUUGUUUUGAUCUGUGGUUUCUAAGAAAGAAGUCUGGCUGGCUAGGCUAAAAUGGAAUGACAAACCAGCCCUGUCCACCGUUAGAGGCUCAGGCCUUGCCAGGGAGACAUACUGCUCACACCAUCCCAAAGGCUUAAGUCAGACAAACCCCUGUAGUACUAGGUCCUCUUUCCUCUCCCCAUCAGCUGGAAAAGGCUCCAAAGGGAGACACUGCAACCUUUGGUUAUGGAACUCUCCAGCUCUGCCCCCACAGGGGUGUGACCUGGCCAAGUGUGCCAGUGACCUGUCUGGUCCCUCAUCCCUGCCCUGUCUAGCUCAUCCCUGCUUGAAUAAAGUCGGGCUUCCAC
Molecule: messenger RNA, 5744 nt
Organism: Dipodomys ordii (Ord's kangaroo rat)
Lineage: Eukaryota; Metazoa; Chordata; Mammalia; Rodentia; Heteromyidae
Gene: Nes
Product: nestin
Exons: 4
Coding region: 83-5317 (1744 amino acids)
Biological process (GO): positive regulation of intermediate filament depolymerization
Cellular component (GO): intermediate filament
Molecular function (GO): CCR5 chemokine receptor binding; intermediate filament binding
Source: RefSeq, a predicted model, not a curated record